AUUUUAAGACAUUUAUGGCUAAUGCUAAUUACAGUUUAAAGUCAUUUAUGUGUAUAUUUAGUUGGUUGUUUUUAACUUUUGUCUUCCAUAUAGGUUAAUUUCUCCAUUUUUGUUUCUUCUGCAGCCUUUCCCAACAGAAGAUGGAGAGGAAAGCUCGGGCAUGAAGAGACAACCUUUCAGUGAUGAUGAGUUCAGUUCACCCCCAAACAAGAUGGUGAGAGUGGAGGAACCAAAGAAAGUCCUGCUGUAUGUGCGCAAGGAGACAGAGGAGGUGUUUGAUGCCCUCAUGCUGAAGAAUCCCACGCUGAAAGGCCUGGUGGAAGCUAUUGCAGAGAAGUACGAAUUACCUUUGGAUAAGGUUGAAAAGGUCUAUAAGAAGUGCAAGAAAGGGAUUCUAGUCCACAUGGAUGACAACAUCAUCAAACACUAUUCCAACGAAGACACCUUCCAGAUCACCAUGGAAGAGUUGGGUGGCAUGUACAAACUCACCCUCACUGAAAUCUGAUUGGACAGGAGGAAGUGACAUCACCCAGAACUGAAGGGUGGAGGACGAAUAAAACGGAGCCAUCAGGAGUAGUGGUUUACACGUCUAAUGAUUAUGGACUUGAUCUGAAACUUACAUCACGUUGUCUUUGUGCUGUAUUAACAUCAAAUAGAUUUUAAAAGACCACAAGAGGUAUUUAAAAGCCAUGGCUCUUAAAAGACAGUAAUGUUGACAUAGACAUGUAAGUUAUACAUUUUGAUUCAUUUAAAAACCUUUCUGUGCAUAGGAAGUGAGGACAGGUUUGAUUGUUAUGACUCCUUUGUUUUGUAUUCAGUAAGUUGCAUUUGUGUGCUGAGCAUUUGUGGAGCUGCUAUACCUCAUGCUAUGCAAGCAGCAGUGUUUCUCAUUUGCUUGAAUGAGUAGAAACGGCUCAUCUGUCCCUUCCUAAGGCCAUAGCACUGAUGAUUACAAUCUGUAAAGUUGAGUUAUUUAGCGCACAAAAUGAAGAAAGCAAAUUGUUGAUGGAGCCCCUGUGGUUCAGUGUUUAAUACUAAACAACAUGGCAGUAUUUAGUGUGUAAAAUCUUCUACAACCAUCCUCCAGUUAGCAUAGAAUAUUGUAAAUGUUGUAAUUUUUAGCAUACGAAACAUGUUGUAUGUGAGUGAAAUGGCUUAAAAGAUGUUUCUCAGAUCAAUUUAAAUAAUUCGCCUUUUUCUAAGUAUUAAAUAGUUACUGAAUAUAUUGAUAACAAUGCUUAAACACAGCGACCCUUCCCCUGUAGAGUAGUUUUCUGAAUGUUGAUAAAAUAGGUCAAUGAAUGUCUAGCACAGUCCACACAGGCUGUUGUGGAAGUGCAAUAUGAUAUUCAGGUUCAGACACAUUCAGAAAAAAAAAAAGUCCUCUUUUGCCAUAACAACAGUUAGCAUAUCAACUGAUAAAACAGAUUUUUAAAAUGAAAAUGUUGUAUAUAUCCACUGAAAAAAAAUAUCUAUAUGAUUCCUCCUUUUGUAUCUCAGUACUUAUUGUGUCUAUAUUUAUUAAGAGAACGGAUGUGGGUCAUUGUUUUUUUUUACCAUAUAUAUCCAAAUUUCUAUUAUUCCUAAUAAUAUAAUGUUUUUCCUUUUUAUAUGAAGUUAUUCUAACAACACAUGUCAAAGGACAAAAAGUCAUUAACAUGUUUUUAAUUGAUGUUUUUUUUUGUAAAGUAUUUGAUGCACAAAGUGCCCAAUAAAUACUCUCCGGUAGCUGCUG
This is a messenger RNA of Micropterus salmoides (largemouth bass), 1735 nucleotides long. RefSeq names its product grainyhead-like protein 1 homolog. The record is from RefSeq and is a predicted model, not a curated record. NCBI's taxonomy places the organism in Eukaryota, Metazoa, Chordata, Actinopteri, Centrarchiformes, Centrarchidae. The transcript is spliced from 5 exons. Gene Ontology annotation, cellular component: nucleus. Gene Ontology annotation, biological process: regulation of transcription by RNA polymerase II. Bases 161 to 505 code for a protein of 114 amino acids. Gene Ontology annotation, molecular function: RNA polymerase II cis-regulatory region sequence-specific DNA binding; DNA-binding transcription activator activity, RNA polymerase II-specific.